Messenger RNA from Halichondria panicea, 2405 nucleotides. RefSeq lists its product as uncharacterized. The coding region runs from base 1151 to 1723 and encodes 190 amino acids. Lineage: Eukaryota; Metazoa; Porifera; Demospongiae; Suberitida; Halichondriidae. The transcript is spliced from 7 exons. The record is from RefSeq and is a predicted model, not a curated record.
GAACAUCGCGAGCAUUUCACCAGGCUGUGUUGCAGAAACAGCGCAGGCCUUUUACUGUGUUGCAGAACCAUCGCGAAUAUCCAGCCAUGGAAAGAUAGAGCUGGAUCAUCGGAAGCAGUGCAGGCUGCAGGAGUCAUUUAAACCUUGAAAGAACCUUGAAAGAGAUGGAAAAGUUGUCUGUAACUGAUGUGGGGAGACUCUUGAGGGAAAACUGCUUUCCUGAAACAGUAGUUUCUGCAUUCAAAGAAAACCUAAUUGAUGGCAUUGCACUGCUUUAACUACCCAAUGACUUUGAGGAAUUUAAGCAUAUGUUGCCGCAGAGUGGAUUGAGGAUGGCACUCAAAUCUCUUCUUGAAAAGGAAAAUUGCUCCAUGAGUGGUACGAUACGUCAAAUGAGUGCCAGCUAUAAUCUGAUAGAGGAUUACAACAUGGGGGAUUUUGAGGACGAAGCUGUGGCCAACUAUCCUCUAGCAAUGCUGCCUGCAAGAAGUGAUGAAGCAGCUGAACCACCUGCUAAAAAGCCAUGGACAGAAGAGUACGAAGUGCUGGCAGCACCUACGAAGACCCUACCAACUCCUUGCCCACUGGUGCUGGCAGCACCUACGAAGACCCUACCAACUCCGUGCCCACUUCCACCAGUAUUCAGUGAGAGAGUAAACAGAGCAAUAAUAGCGAAACAAAUUUACGGAAAAGACAAACUAGCAUUAAUACGAGAAGCUUCCCUCUUCUAUUAUGGUCUUUGCCCGAAUCCGAAAGGAAAUCAGUACGACGAAAUGGCUAAGGUUUUGUGUAAUAGCUUUGAGCAGCUACGAAACAAGAUUGUAAUAUUAUUGAUGGAUGCUAUUGGCAUACAGUGAAGCAACAGGUUACUAUGUUCUUCUGAAAUCGGAGAAAGAGGUCAGUACCGUCAGCAAUCAAACCUCUCAAGACAGAAAAGGCGCACUUAGUGCAAAUAAUUGCAGCAAAGCCAGCUGAAGCCGCUCCUGGCCAAGACUCCGUUAUCAGUGUGGACGAAUGUGCAUGCGAUCGAAACCACGGUCGGUUGUGCGACCAAUUCACCAAGAAAGCGCCUAACAACGCAGCAAUUACACAGUUAAUAAGGGAGACGCACCAACAAAGAAGGAAGAGAAUUGGAGAUUCAGGUGACAAGAUGUCAAUUCUUCUUUUGACAUAUCCUUUCUUCACAAGAAAUCAAUGGGUGCUGUUGGAGUUCACGCUAAUGUGUGGGGAGGAAUCCAUCUCUCGAAUCAGAGAUUCUUGGACUAAGAUUGUUCCAACUCUGCUGCAGAUGGAUGGUGAAGUGCCCACUGACUCUGAAGAAACUCAGAGCUACAAGGCACUUCUGUUCAUUGACACACAACUCAGGCCCGCAGGAGUAGCCUCUAAAGCUGCAGCUGCUUUUACUUUGUAUCAAGUCGGGACUGAUAUUGAGGAAGUGACAGCUGAAAAGACCUUUCCAGAGCCAAGGCUUGCAAUUUUUGCUGACAAGAGCAUGAAUGGCAUGCAAGCGUUCAUCCUUGGUGAAGGAAAGGUUCUCUUUGAAGUAUUGGGCGACAGUGUCAUUGACUCGGUUAUCAGCUUGUUUGCAACAUACUACGCCUUCUAUGUCAGUUACCCCAAGCCAUCACCUGCCUCUGGUCUCCUUCUCUUCAUACAGGAAGUGUUGAUGGGUGUGAAAGAGACAUCUGUAAAAAAAACAGUGAGGUAUACUCAUCAUUCAUAAACUUGCUAGAUCAACAUUAGUUACCCCAACUGUACAUUUACUGUUACCAAGUUAUUACCGAGUUAGUUACCGACUGUAUCAAUUAUGAUUAUGUUAUAUUCAGUUUUACUUGAUAUUUAUGUAUAAUUUAUGUAUAAUAUUUAUGUAUAAUUCUGGCGUUUCUUUUGUGUAUUUUUAUUUAUAUGGUCAUAUUCUUGUAACCGUGACGUUUUAAAAUGACAUACCUCUGUUCGACACACCAAAAGUUACAGCAUGUUUCAGUUUUGACACAGUAAAAAUGACAUAUAUUAAUUUGACACCCGUGUUAGUGUGUUAAUUUUUGGGAAAGCAGUUUGACACGCGUUUGCAUGCCAAAUUGACACCUUUCAUUUAUGUGUGUGGUUGUUGUGGGGUUGGGAAAUUUUGUUGCACAGUCUGGUUUGGUGAUGAUGUGUGAUUUGAUUAUAAUGAUUUGUCUGGUCAGGAGUGCAUUCAUUCAAGGUCUGGUAUUAAGAUGAUAAUAAUGAUCUGAAUUAAUUGGUGGUGUUCGCUGUUGAAUUGAUUUGUUGUUGUGGGAAUUUCUCAUCUCUUCUCUGCACAGCACAAACAGCUAUGGGUGUAAUUUUGUUGUCUGGUGUUAUAAUUAUGUAUUGUGUGUGUAUUGAUAAUACUAGGCUGAUGGUUGUCAGCUGUGGUGGUGAUU